This is a messenger RNA of Polyodon spathula (Mississippi paddlefish), 2161 nucleotides long. RefSeq names its product E3 ubiquitin-protein ligase arih1. The record is from RefSeq and is a predicted model, not a curated record. Gene Ontology annotation, biological process: ubiquitin-dependent protein catabolic process; positive regulation of proteasomal ubiquitin-dependent protein catabolic process; protein polyubiquitination. Gene Ontology annotation, molecular function: zinc ion binding; ubiquitin protein ligase activity; ubiquitin conjugating enzyme binding. Lineage: Eukaryota; Metazoa; Chordata; Actinopteri; Acipenseriformes; Polyodontidae. The transcript is spliced from 14 exons. Gene Ontology annotation, cellular component: ubiquitin ligase complex; cytoplasm; nucleus. The coding region runs from base 196 to 1812 and encodes 538 amino acids.
AUUUGUGUGACGUUUAGGCAGCGUAAGCGUGUGACGCGGCGUCCCUUUGUUGGUUCAGCAGCGGUGGCGCUGGUGUUGUUAUAUUCUCUGCGGCUGAAAAUUUUGAAGUCUGUGGAAACCUUUUUUUUUUUUUUUUUUUUUUGUAAAUAUAUUUUUUUCAUUUGGAUCUUUUACCUGAAUCCGACUAAUAUAGUAAUGGACUCGGACGAAGGAUACAAUUAUGAAUUCGACGACGAAGAGGAGUGCAGCGAAGAUAGCGCUGAAGAGGAGCUCGAAGACGACACCCUGGAGCUCGGAGAGGUGGAGUUGGUCGAUCCUGCGGAGGCCGGCGGCGAGCGGGAUGUGUGCGGGGAGACCGGGAGCAGCGGCCUGGGGCCCGGCCAAGACGAGGAGGAUUACCGCUUUGAGGUGCUCACCGCGGAUCAGAUCCUCCAACACAUGGUGGAGUGUAUCAGGGAGGUCAACGAGGUCAUCCAGAACCCAGCAACAAUUACAAGAAUACUACUUAGCCACUUCAACUGGGACAAGGAGAAGCUGAUGGAGAGGUACUUUGAUGGGAACUUGGAGAAGCUGUUUUCAGAAUGUCAUGUUGUAAACCCUAGUAAGAAAUCCCGGACACGCCAGAUGAACACAAGGUCCUCGGCACAGGACCUGCCAUGCCAAAUCUGCUACCUGAACUACCCCAAUGCGUAUUUCACUGGCCUGGAGUGUGGACACAAAUUCUGCAUGCAGUGUUGGAGUGAAUACCUAACUACCAAAAUCAUUGAGGAGGGAAUGGGACAGACUAUUUCCUGCCCAGCACACAGCUGUGAUAUCCUAGUAGAUGACAAUACAGUUAUGAGACUGAUAACAGAUUCAAAAGUGAAGUUGAAAUACCAGCAUUUAAUUACUAAUAGUUUUGUAGAGUGCAAUAGACUGUUAAAAUGGUGCCCUGCGCCUGAUUGCCAUCAUGUUGUUAAAGUCCAGUACCCUGAUGCUAAGCCGGUCCGCUGUAAAUGUGGCCGCCAAUUCUGUUUCAACUGUGGUGAAAAUUGGCAUGAUCCUGUCAAAUGCAAGUGGUUAAGGAAGUGGAUAAAAAAGUGUGAUGAUGACAGUGAAACUUCAAACUGGAUCGCAGCUAACACUAAGGAGUGUCCCAAAUGCCAUGUUACCAUUGAAAAAGAUGGAGGCUGUAAUCACAUGGUCUGUCGUAACCAGAAUUGUAAAGCUGAAUUCUGCUGGGUCUGUCUUGGACCCUGGGAGCCACAUGGAUCUGCUUGGUACAACUGCAACCGCUACAAUGAAGAUGAUGCUAAAGCAGCGAGAGAUGCCCAGGAGGUAAAGUCCGGAACCGGGGAUGGAGGGCUAGCUAAGCGCUCCCGGGCAGCUCUUCAGAGGUACCUGUUCUACUGCAAUCGCUACAUGAACCACAUGCAGAGUCUGCGCUUUGAGCACAAGCUCUAUGCUCAGGUCAAGCAGAAGAUGGAGGAGAUGCAGCAGCACAACAUGUCCUGGAUCGAGGUGCAGUUCUUGAAGAAGGCUGUGGACGUGCUAUGUCAGUGCCGUGCCACACUCAUGUUCACUUACGUUUUUGCGUUCUACCUCAAGAAGAAUAAUCAGUCCAUUAUCUUUGAGAACAAUCAGGCAGACCUGGAAAAUGCCACCGAGGUGCUGUCUGGAUAUCUGGAGCGUGAUAUUUCACAGGAUUCACUGCAAGACAUCAAGCAGAAAGUGCAAGAUAAGUACAGAUAUUGUGAGAGUCGGCGAAGAGUGUUGCUACAACAUGUUCAUGAAGGUUAUGAGAAAGACCUCUGGGAGUAUAUUGAGGAUUGAGGAUAACCCCGCUUACAAUGAACUCUUGGAAAAUAACUUUACCAGCUAGAGUGCUGAUGCAAUUAAACUGGGUGGCACUGGCCUCUGCUGACACCGCUGGUCUACCAAUCUCAUCUUUUUUUUUUUUUUCUGUUAUUGCUUAAUGGAAAGUUUAAAUUAUAUUGUAAUAAAAAGGUAGAUGCAACACCGACAAAAUACAAAGUGUACAACAGUAUUGUAGCAGCACAGUGAAGUUUGACAAGACACUGAAAAAAGAAAACCUGCCCUCCAAGCUUGUGACGUAGAUUUUCUUGAAAGCGGACGCUUUUUUUUUUUGUUGUUUCCCUUUUUUUUCCUUGUGUGGAGGAAA